This is a messenger RNA of Coturnix japonica (Japanese quail), 3653 nucleotides long. The record is from RefSeq and is a predicted model, not a curated record. NCBI's taxonomy places the organism in Eukaryota, Metazoa, Chordata, Aves, Galliformes, Phasianidae.
ACUACGACAUCCCUUACUGCUGUCACCACAUCCUAUGGAGCAGUGCUGGUGUUGGAUUUGGGGAGCUGUGCUCAGCAGCCAGGAGACGUCUGCAUCAGUCACUUCCCACUGCCUCGUUUCUUCCCUUCUUUGCCGUGCUUAAGACCGGGUGUUAUCUUUAAUAGGGCUCUUUUCUUUUAUAAGCCGGGCAGAACAGAGCUGGAUGGAGGCAGCGGGGGAAAGCUUCAGCUAAAGGAAUUCCAGUGGCCAACCCAGGCUCCCUUUCUUAACGACCGGAGCAACCAGAGCCCCGUCUGCAGCUGACUCUUCGGGAGGGCGUUCAGCACAGCAGGGCCGGUGCUGGGAGCGAGGGGAAGCUCUGGCCGCUCUGGGCACGCGAUGUGACGGAUCCUGGCUCCCGGAGCAUCAUCUGAUCGGAUCGGCUCGUAGCGCUGAUGGAGAUCCUCGAGGAGGUCUGCAGGAAGCAGGGCGGCAGUCCCGCCGAGUACGGCCUCAAGUUUCAGAGAAAUGUUUUGGAUCUCACUUUACAGUGGAGAUUUGCCAGACUGCCCAACAAUGCCAAGCUGGAGAUGGUGCCAGUCUCUUGUAAUAAAGUGGGAACUGGAAACACGGUUCGGAUUGCACUGCAGUUAGAUGAUGGCUCCCGUUUGCAAGAUACCUUUCUCUGUCAACAGACAUUGUGGGAACUUCUGAACCAUUUUGCAAAGACCAGGGAGUUUCUGGAACAACAUGGUGAAUUCUGCCUGGUCUGUAUUUACAUGCGAGAUGAGAUCUCAGGAAAAGAUGCACUGGAGAAGACAACGCUGAAGUCACUUGGCUUAACAGGAGGCAGUGCUAUUGUCAGGGUUGUCGUGAAGAAAUGCAGUUUGCCUGGUCAGGAGGAAGCAGUGGAUACCACAGCACAGUGUGAUGAGCCUGUAGUGAGACCAGACUCUACUGAAGGAGCAGUGGAUGUGCCCCUACCUCAGACACAGACAUUCCCGACUGUCUUGGACCACGGGGAUGAGGCCUUGUCUUUAAACAACUGCACUGACAAGCAAGACUCGAUUAGAGAAUCACAUGCCAGCACGGAGGAGCUGUGUCCUCCCUCAGAGCCCAAGUCUUCCCCAUUUGUCCCUUUUAUUGGAGGUGGACAACGUCUGGGGGACUCUGUGUCUGCACAACCUCUUGAGUUAGAUAUGCCAUCUUCAGAGCUGCCAACAACUUUUUCUAGCCCUGGAGGCCCUUCUAAGCCAAAGAAGUCAAAGAACAGCCAAGAACUGCAGAAGGAACAAGAGCAGCUUGUAGAACGAGAGCCUCUUCUGUGCCACCCAGACCUGCUGGAACCAAUUCCUGCUGACCUGGAAGAGCUUCCUGAUGAAUUCUUUGAAGUCACAGUGGAUGAUGUACGGAAACGUUUGGCACAACUGCAGAGUGAGAGGAAACGCCUGGAAGAAGCUCCACUGCUGACCAGAUCCUUAAGGGAGGCUCAGCUGAAAGAAAAGCUGGAACGUUACCCAAAGGUGGUGUUGAGGGUCCAUUUCCCUGACCGCCAUAUCCUGCAGGGCUUCUUCCGACCUACUGAAACUGUUGGCAUUGUGAGAGAUUUCGUAAGAAGCCACCUUGCAGAUCCAGAUUUACCAUUUUACUUGUUUAUUGCACCUCCCAGAGUCAUCCUGAACGAUGAAAGUUUGACGCUCUCUGAGGCUAAACUCUUUCCAGCUGCUGUCAUUCAUUUUGGAUCUGAGGAGCGCAGGGAUUGUUACCUGAAAUCGGAUCUGCUGAGCUCUGCAGUUUCCCCUUCUGCAGCUGAUUUAUUAAUGGCCAGAUGUCUGUCCAAACCAUUAGCUCCUUCUGCCUCAUCAACUUUAGAAUCAAUAGUUCCACCCCUACCUGAACCAGAAGUGGGCAGUGACAAAAAGACUGAACGACCAGAAGCAGCAAGAAUGCAUGAAGCUCCACAGGUGCUGAGAAGGCCCCCUGGGAAAAUACCCAAGUGGCUGAAGCUGCCAGGUGGGAAGAGAUGAAGCAUCCUGAGCUGCAGUGAGCAUCCAGUUGUGCCUCUUUCCUGAUGAACUACUUCAGAAUUUGUAAGAAAUUGUUGGUGGCCCUGGAGAGAUUUAACACAUAUGAACAUUAAUUAUAUCCAGAAAAUUGCUAUUACUUUCAGCUGCCAGCUUCACCUUUUGGAGGCCUUUUUGAAAGGCCUGUUUAUGGGCUUUGUGACUACAGAAGCAAGAUUAAAGGUUAAAUGUAACAUUUCCUGCAUGCAAAUAAUAUGAAUGGAGAAAGGAAGGGAAAAUAAUUCCUAGGUAAUGUCUGUGAAGGCCUGCGAUUCCACCCAUGUUUUUAAAUUCAAAUCCUCCUGUAUUUUGCCUUUCUGUUCUCAAAGGUAACUUCAGUCUGGUUGCUUGAACUCAAGCAGCAAAGUCCAAUUCAAUUUUACCUGUAGUUUAGUGCUGACUAGAACAAGACACCUCUGCUUUUUGCUGGUGAUUCUGGGUAUAGAUGGCUAGAAAGUGGGUUUAAGGGAAGCACAUUGCUUACAACAGUUCAAAUUGCAUUUUCCUAUGAAACUCUUGGUCUACUGCACUUACAUUGUUUUCAUUUGCCUUAGAACACAGGUAUCUGUUAAUGGAACUUUCUCUGCACAUAAUUUAUGCCAGCAACUGUGGAUAUAAUGCAGGGAAAAAAAUAGUCCUAUGUGAAUCUCUUUGUGUGACCAUCAGUCCACAAGUGUCUUCUGUGGUCUGAAAGCUUCCACAGCAGAGUGAGCUGUUCCUUGCAUUGCAGUUGGUGUACAGAGGGAAGUGCUGGUCCUGAAUUUGCCUCCUGCAGAUGCUGCAGUGGGAUGAGUGUUACUGUUUAGAGCUGUGCUUACACUGGAGAUUAUAGUGCCACAGUAGCCAUGGUGCUUUAUUAUCAUUCUUUUUUUUAAGUCUUCUCCAUGGAUCGGUGAUUCAUAUUGGGCGAGCUGGGGUUCCAUGUUAUGGUAACAGCAUAUUUUCCAUUUUCCCUGUACAGACAAUUGUUCUCUAAACUAUGUGUGCAUCUGCACAGUUUUGAGAUGUAAUAAAGUACAGUGGCCAGAGGAGGCCUUUUUGUCGGUCUCUUUGAUAAUGUGUUCCUUCCCCCAGUGCUCUGUUUCUCUGUCAGUUCACAGGAACCUGCUCUCUUUUCAAUGGGCCUGUCAUGCCUCAUUCCCUUCCUCUCAUUUUUUUUUCCCCCAACAAAGCAAAACAGAGCUUUGUACCAUCUGAAUGAACUUCAAAGUAGCUAGAAAGGGCACCCAGGGUUCCUGGCACUUGUCAUUGUCUCCCAGCCUGGCCAACAUUUCCCUUCAGGUCUAAUUACUUCCAAAUGCUCUUAGAUGCUUUGAAGAAACUUGAAGGGAGGGAGAAGCAUGAAAGGUGGAAGAGGAAAAAGGAGACUUAAAGCGGAGGGAGCAGAAUGCUUCAACAAAAAUGUUGAUUGAUUCCUUAUAUGACACCCAAACAUAAACAAGGAAUGUGUGCGGCCACUGGCAGUGAGAGAAUACAAGAGCGCUGUGUGCAGACAUGCUGCUCUAAGUUCUUCCUUUGAAAGGCAAGCUCUUGUGGUGCUUGAUGUCUAUAAAAGGUGUAUUAUAGCAAAACAAGGCCAAAAUAAAAUGAUGUGUAAAGCUUACUACUUCA